Molecule: messenger RNA, 2293 nt
Organism: Fundulus heteroclitus (mummichog)
Lineage: Eukaryota; Metazoa; Chordata; Actinopteri; Cyprinodontiformes; Fundulidae
Exons: 4
Coding region: 39-1691 (550 amino acids)
Molecular function (GO): ubiquitin-protein transferase activity
Source: RefSeq, a predicted model, not a curated record
CAGCUGAAGACUUCACGUUUGACAUCUGCGAUUUUAAAAUGAACAAGAUUCCCUUUAAUCACACUGUUGGCCAAAUGUAUGAACAAACUAAACUAAAACUCCUCAGAUUUUACAUUUGUACUAAAAAGGGAGCUUCAACAGAUCACUCAUCUGAGGAAAAUGAUCAUUCUGAAGAUGGAUCUCAGUCAGUCAUCACAGAUCUGCAGGAUAGUUCAUAUUCAAGUGAUAGUGACGGAAGCGCCCAGAUGCAACAAAGAUCAAAAAGGUUAAGGAAAAUAUCUGAGACUGAGACAGCACAAACUCCAGGUCCAUCACAUCAGUUUCAGUCAACCCCAACAGACAUUAAAAAUAGCAGCAUUGGCAGAAGAAAAAACACGAGUGAGGUCACUUUACCAGAACCGGGCCCCUUGUUUGAUGAGGCAGAUACACUUGUGUGGGAUUCGGACGAUGAUGUGGUGGUUAUAAAUUUAAAACAUGUUGAUGAGGAUGUCACACAGAGCACAGAGGUGGGUGGAGCACCUACACAGGUGAUACAGCUUCUACUCCCUUCAGGUGAUGGCCUACCUACACUGGAUGAGCAGCAGUCCAUACACGAGGAAGCAGCACAAACUGCCCAGCUGGACAGUGGGCUAAAUUUCAAUUUGCCCUCAUAUUCAAGCAGCCAGAUGUCAACAGACAGCAACCCAGGAAGUCCCCAGACCACACGACGUACCUCAGUUUGCAGGAUAAAGGUUGUUGAUGAUCUUUUGCCUGUAUUUACUGACAGCAGCAUCAUGAAUAUGACUUUAAAGAUGGACUUUGUCAAUGAAAAAGCUAUUGAUGAUGCCGGAGUGUCAAGGGAGGUGUACACAGCCUUCUGGGAGCAAUUUCUUGAACAGUGUGAAGGAGAAACAGAGCGAGUUCCAAGGCUUAGGCCAGAUUUUUCUGAGGCUGAAUGGCAAGCAGUUGGACGAAUUUGGGUGAAAGGAUUUGUAGACCAUGGUGUUAUGCCAGUAAAGCUAUCAAUGGCUUUUAUUUUAGCAUGCAUCAAUGGAAUUGACCAUGUUGAUACAGACAUCCUGAUGUCAUCGUUUCUCAACUACCUCCCUCCCACCGAGAGAUCAGCUGUUGAGAAGGCUCUUCAGGGAACAUUGGAUGAAAGUGAUCAAGAGGACUUGCUUGACCUUUUCACACGGAUGGGUUCCCAUUUCCUACCUCCAGAGAACAACAUGAAGCCUGCCAUAGAACUAAUGGCUCACAAAGCCAUUCUCCAAGAGCCCAAGUUUAUAGUUGAUUGUUUCUCCACACCCAUGUCACUUGUAAAGUUGAAACUACCAGAUAAGGAAAGUGUGUUGAGUCUUUAUGAGUUAAAGAAGCCCACGGGCAAAAGAGUGAUGCAACUGCUUGAAACUACUAAGGUGGUGCUGUCUCAAAGAGAACAAGCAACCUUAAACCAUCUCCAACGUUAUGUGAAAAAUGCUGAUCAAGCAAAAGCUGAGAAAAUCCUGCGCUUCUGCACAGGUUCCUCAGUUAUAUGUGUUGAGAAAAUUAUGGUUAGCUUUAAUGUUGAAACUGGCCUUAAUAGAAGGCCUGUUGCUCAUACCUGUGGAGCUACACUUGAUGUGCCAUGUACAUACAGUUCUUACCCAGAAUUUCGGACAGAGUUUGACAAUAUCCUGUCCAGCAACUACUUAGAAAUGGACAUCAUUUAAAUUUGGGACCAGUGUUAAUCAGGCCAAAUAGUAACUGGCCUCAUGGUAUGGUUGAUUAUCAUUUAUUUAUUUAUGUUUUAUUUUGUCAUUUAAACAUCUGUUGCACUGACAUCGUGGUAGCAGUCUUUCAUGUCCUUUUCAGUCUGCACUUCUAUUUGUUUUACUUGAGCAAUAAUACACCUCCAUACUUUUUUUUUUUACAUAGAUUUUAUAUUUUGAAUUAUACUUUGAAAAUGACUGCACAAUUAAUUUUCAUCAGUUUGAAUCUAACCCAGUUUCUAUGCUGAACUUCUUUCCUAAAAAGCAUAUAAGGGUGAUAUUCUGUUUUUUACAGAGUUGUUAAUCACUGGUAGAAUUAGUGAUUGUUGAAGUCAUGCCAGUUGGUUGCUUAUUCAGAAGCAGUUUAAAACUCAAUACUGAGAUACCUACCCAGUGUUCCUGUUUACAAAAUGUAAAAGCUGGGUUUGUCUGUGUAAUAUGCCCUUCUGAAUUAUUGUAAUAUUUCCAUCAUUUUACUAUAAUGUACUACUAGAACUUCAUGCCAUCACAUGUAUUUUUUUAUGUGAGUGCAUUUUCCCAAGAAGUGACCUAUAAGUACUGAA